AUCCCUGUGCAAUGUGAUUAAUGCAUACUGCCUUGCCUGUCGUGGCUGCUAUGACAACUGCUUCUAUGUUCUGUUCAGUAACAAGAUCACCUUCUUAAUGGAACUACUGAUGCAUCAAUUGACGCUUUUUGUUCCAGCUGAAGACGAAGCCAUUGUUGGAAAGAGUGUGAGCAAACAGGUGUUUGAAGGGCUGACCACAGGGCUCCUGCAUACCUGUGCUACUGUGCUUGGAUGCUUGGCUAACCAACUUCCUGAGGCCAACAGCAAUCCUGGGACGCCAAAGAAAUUGGGGCAAGAAACAAAAAAUAACCUUUCGCAGAGUGAGCUCUGCAUCAGCAGGAUUCAGGAUCUCAUCAGCUAUGUGGUAUAUACUGGACUCACUGAUAAGUUGUAUGGCUGUUUCCUCUCAAUACAAGGGCCCAUUGAUGAGCAACCUAAAAUUGCCUCUUUUCUACAAAAUGUUACAGCCCUGCUACACAAUAUGUGCCGACUUUGCUUUGCUCUUGUCAAUCG
This is a messenger RNA of Rhincodon typus (whale shark), 513 nucleotides long. RefSeq names its product S phase cyclin A-associated protein in the endoplasmic reticulum-like. Lineage: Eukaryota; Metazoa; Chordata; Chondrichthyes; Orectolobiformes; Rhincodontidae. The annotation marks the transcript as partial. The record is from RefSeq and is a predicted model, not a curated record. The transcript is spliced from 3 exons.